Messenger RNA from Maudiozyma saulgeensis, 282 nucleotides. The record is from the annotation of a GenBank genome assembly. Lineage: Eukaryota; Fungi; Ascomycota; Saccharomycetes; Saccharomycetales; Saccharomycetaceae.
AUGUCUUUCCUAGGACUCGGUAAUGCGCAACCACAACUAACCUCUGAACAAAAGAUCAGUGCUGCUGAGACUGAACUUGAUUUAGUCACCGAUAUGUUCAACAAACUUGUUGAUAACUGUUACAAGAAAUGUAUUAACACUCAAUACACAGAAGGUGAAUUAAACAAGAACGAAUCUGCUUGUUUAGACAGAUGUGUCGCUAAAUACUUUGAGACUAACGUCAAAGUAGGUGAGAAUAUGCAACAACUGGGUCAAACUUUCACUAACGCUGGUAAAUUCUAA